AUGAAAAAAUCGAUGAGAUUAUUUCAACGAAAAAAAAAAAUGACCAUGAAGGCCAAGGUAGAUUCCCUUUUGAAGUGGUUAAGGACUUCCGAGCAAUUUUACCUAGCUACUAAUAUCAGUAUUCAUGAGAGUGAUACUUCUGGCAGAGGUGUAGUUUUGAUAGAUGAGAAGUUGACCACAAAUGAAGUUGUGAUAUCCAUUCCACCUAGUCAUCAAUUGAACUUUUAUACUAUUCUGUACCAUAUUUCUAUGUUUAAUACUAAGCUUGACAUUCACGGUAUCACGGCCGCCUCUGAGGAAAACAUCAUGGAAAGGAAUAUUGGAUCCCAAGAUCCACGUUUCCAGGCGUAUGGUCUACUGAAACAAGAAUUUCUUUUGGGCCUAAGCUCGUUUCAAUUACUGACACUAUACAUUUUAGCAGAAUGGAUAUUGCUUCCCCAAUGGUCUUCAAGCGAGUUCGUGUCUUACUGGAAGCCUUUCUUUGAUAUUUGGCCUGCUAAAGAAGAAUUGGGCUCUGUGCCCGCUAUUUGGAAUUUAACCGGCGAUUCAAAAUAUAAAGAGCUUCUUCAUUUAUCGUCACUUGCUUCUAAGAAGCAUUGCUCGCGGAUAAGUGCACUAGUUAAAUCGGAUUGGAGUGUUAUACUGCCUAUUUUGAAGGAUUGGAAUACAAUGUUCAAUGGAGAUGCUAAUAACGAACUCUUUUUGGAGAAAUUGUAUCGGGAAUUUUUGCAUAUAUAUUUUGUUGUAAAUUCUAGAUGCUUGUACGCUGACAUAUCUUUGAAGAAGGAUGAUAUUGAUAGUCAAUUCACAAUGGUACCCUAUGUUGAUUUUCUCAAUCAUACAGACGAAGUUGAUGUGCACUGCUAUCCCAAAUUAGUCAAAUCAUCCAUUAAUGCGAACAAUUUAGGAAGAUUUGAAAUUCGGUGUGGUAAAUUCUGUUAUGCUAACAAAGGCGAGGAGAUUUUGCUGAAUUACGGGGCCCAUUCAAAUGAUUUAUUACUGAAUGAAUAUGGAUUUACACUACCUCAAAACUGCUGGAAUUGCAUCGAUAUAAGUGACGAAAUUACAAAACUGAUGGAUGGGCAAGAUACCAUUGUUUCCUUUUUAAAAUCUAACGGCUACUGGGGUGAUUACACGAUUAGUUUUAACGAGAUCAGCUAUCGUGUGCUUGUGGCACUCAGCUUGGUAAUCACUUCAGACUUUAAAAGAGUGGAGAAGCUACUAUUGGGAUAUAUCUCUGAAGAUUUCUUCCUGCCAAAAAUCAGGCCUGCACUACAGAGGUUGCUACUUUUGUUGUUAGAUACGUAUCAUGAAAAGCUUAGAUUAUUGCGCAUUUUGCCAUUGAGCCUCAGUACUUGCACUGAGAAUAUUGCUAACAUAUACUUUGGCUACAUAGAAAUAAUUGAGAACAAUUUGGAAAACAUGUAA
This is a messenger RNA of Zygotorulaspora mrakii, 1428 nucleotides long. RefSeq names its product protein-lysine N-methyltransferase (gene RKM2). The transcript has a single exon. Gene Ontology annotation, molecular function: protein binding; protein-lysine N-methyltransferase activity. The record is from RefSeq and is a predicted model, not a curated record. Lineage: Eukaryota; Fungi; Ascomycota; Saccharomycetes; Saccharomycetales; Saccharomycetaceae. Gene Ontology annotation, biological process: peptidyl-lysine monomethylation; peptidyl-lysine trimethylation. The coding region runs from base 1 to 1428 and encodes 475 amino acids.